Messenger RNA from Exophiala dermatitidis NIH/UT8656, 750 nucleotides. RefSeq lists its product as uncharacterized. NCBI's taxonomy places the organism in Eukaryota, Fungi, Ascomycota, Eurotiomycetes, Chaetothyriales, Herpotrichiellaceae. The coding region runs from base 1 to 750 and encodes 249 amino acids. The transcript is spliced from 2 exons. The record is from RefSeq and is a predicted model, not a curated record.
AUGUCACAUCACGAGCAAUCGACGUCUUCUGGAGAUGAGCAAGAUGCUGACAGGCAAUCUCCUCCCCCCGCAUCAGCCGAGAUAGGCAACACCGAGACAGCAACCUCUAGCUCUCAAGUGGACAUACACGAUGCUGCCGAUGCUUUGGCCAGUCUUAAAAUUGAGGCUGGUAACUCGUUCGAUCAAAGCACAGACGUCACGGCAUCCCCCGGCGACGCUCUUUCAGUGGAUAUGUUCAAAGAGGUCAACGACAUUAUCAAUGGGUUGAUGGUUGGCACAACGGUGAAUCUGCGUCGCAUAAAGCUCAGCACUGUAGAGAUGUUGGAAAGGCUUCAGCAGUGUGCGCCGGAUGAACGCAAAGAUCUCGAGGUCGUGGUGGCCGACUUUCUCCUCCAAAGUGGCGUGUACCGCAGACGCUUGACUGAGGACGAAUACACGCGAAAGCUUCGGGAUCAAAUGUGUGACGAUCUCACCACGUUCACUCUCGCCUGGACUGAACUGGCCGCUGAAAUGGCGAGACAGCUCCUUGGAGAAGACGCAUAUCAGAAAAUCACAAGCGCGGAAGAUAAUGAGGCGGAGUUUGAGCGGACCACAAAUGAGCUCGUUGACAAGGUGCUGGGCAUUAUCUUGCCCGCCCGGAAGAAGUAUCUGGACGCGCAAAACGAAGACAAUCAGGCGAAGCAGGGAGACAAUGAUGUGGAAGGGGGUGGAGGUGACUCAUCUACACCGACCGGAGAAGCAGAGCCAUGA